Molecule: messenger RNA, 1983 nt
Organism: Colletotrichum gloeosporioides
Lineage: Eukaryota; Fungi; Ascomycota; Sordariomycetes; Glomerellales; Glomerellaceae
Exons: 2
Coding region: 1-1983 (660 amino acids)
Source: RefSeq, a predicted model, not a curated record
AUGUCGUCUUCUCGGCCGAACCCACAUGCAACCUUCCAGAUUCCUGACCACAUCAGACGCCAUGUGAAUCCAUUCUAUGGCCGCAGGACUAAUGGGUGUGAUACCUGCGGCUUCAAGCCAGAAGGUAUCGCAAACCUAAGUCGUGAGCACGGCUUAAGGACCUGGACCGAUGCUUCCCUAUACUGCAACUUCUGUCAUCUCAUCGUCGCUCUGCAUGACGAGCUCAAGACAACGCACGCGAUAGAAUUUGCAGACCUUGACAAAGGCAAAAUUGCUGUGUACAGUCGCAACGCCCGCGACGGUCGCAAACAAUUCCUCCUGGGCCCCAAUAUGCCAGACAUGAACACGCCUCCGGCUGAACGGAAGACAAUCAUCUUUCACAACUAUCCCGAAAAAUGCCAGACUUCACACACCGAUUGCCCACCUUCCGAUCACCCUCUGCCGACCAGAGUCCUCGAUGUCACCGCCAAACCCCCAAAACUUGUCAUAACGGCAAACCUGUCACAAAGAGACGAAAAGUACAUUGCAUUAAGUCACUGCUGGGGACCAUCUCAGCCGCUUAGAACUCUGAAGACAAACAUCGGGCUGCACCAGGACGGAAUCGAUCUCAGCAGCAUGCCGCAAACCUUCAAAGACGCCAUCGCCGUGACGCGAUAUCUGGGCAUGCGAUACAUCUGGAUCGACUCUCUCUGCAUCGUGCAAGACGACGUUCUCGAUUGGGAGUACGAAGCCGCCAGGAUGGCUGACGUCUAUGGCUUCGCCUAUCUGGUUCUGGGCGCGUCGUCUGCGUCUGACGGCACGAAGGGCUUCCUGGGCCGCCGCAGUCAUAUCCGUGGCAGCGUGACGGUGCCGUAUUCAGCGAGCCCACGCAAAUCCAGCAAAAUUCACUAUCGGCCGGUGUUGGACCAUAGCAAGGCGCUGUUCUCGGCAAACUUUGACGGUCCAUUAUCUGAGCGAGGAUGGGCAUUCCAGGAGAGGGCCCUUGCCAAGCGUUUUGUUUCAUUCGGCGAAUUCGAGCUCCAAUGGGCUUGUCGCUCACUUGAAGACUGCGAAUGCGACGAAUUCGACCUCAGGAAAUCCCACGUAGGUAUAGAAGGUUCAAACAGCUGGAGGUCUAGGGGUUCGGUGGGAAUACACGCCAAAGAAGACAAAGCGUCGACGCAGGAUGCCCAUUAUUUCCAUCGUCAAUGGAGGAAAUCGGUUGUCACACCCUAUUCAGGGCGUAAGCUUACCUUCCAAGCGGACAAGCUGGUCGCUUUGUCGGCGAUCUCCCGAGUCUUCCAAGAGCGGGUGGACGACGAGUUCCUCGCAGGAUUGUGGAGAAGGGAACUAGUUCAUGAUCUAAGCUGGAACAGAUCUCGGUUAGAAGAGUCGGGGGGAUGCCUUGGUGCGCCGUCAUGGAGUUGGGCUUCCGUCGACGGUGCCGUUUCUUGGUGGAAAUCCUCUUUCGUUGAAAGUCUGAGACACACGGAACCGUGCCGAGUCAUCGAAGCGGAAUGCACUCCAGCCUCUGAGAUCAAUCGGUUUGGGUCUGUGGAAACCGGGCAAGUCAUCCUGGAAGGCCUUCUGAUCAAGGCCACGGCAAAGUAUCUCCACAAUUCACCGCCGUUGCAGGAGGGCCGGCACUACUUUUUGACUGAAUGGCCUGCUGGGGAGUUCUAUACAGACUCGUUUCUGGGGACUGCCGAUGUUGAGCUGAAUGGCGAGGUUGUCCGCACCUCUAUCCGAGGCACGCCUGCAAGUGCGCACUAUCGACAAGAAGAGGUUGAAUAUCCUAUCUGGUGUUUUCUUUUGACAACGGGGUACUUCGGACGCGAAGACAAGUAUGCCUAUGUGCUGGUUCUCGGGAGAUCGGUCUGCCAACCCAAGGUGUUUGAAAGAGUUGGGCUGAUGGUUCUCAAGUUGGGCAGGGAAUCAUUGCCGAGCUUCCUUUCGCCAGGCUUCUUUUCAACUUGGCGCAAUGAAAGAAUUACCAUCAUAUAG